AUGAUCCUCGGACUCGGAUCCGACAUUGCUCACAUCCCUCGGUUUAUCGCCAUCGCCUCCGGGCCCCGGGCUGCUCGCAUGGCUUCUCGCGUAUUACACCCGUCUCAUGAGGCUCCCAAGUUUCACGCGCUGCUUCAAACACCAACCGCAGCAAACGGUGCAGGCACCGGUAUCGAACUCGCUGCAAAGUAUCUCGCAACAUGCUGGGCCGUCAAGGAAGCCCUUUAUAAGACUCUUGAUCCUAUUGAUCAAGCCCACUGUCGUUUCAACAAAUGGCACCGGGAAUCGGUACUCCCAGUGAAUCUGAAACAAGACUCUUUACCAAACGUUGACCGGUUCCGUAAACCAACAAUCAUAAAUAACAGGUAUUCUGAAAAACACCCUAAAGAAAGAUUCCAUCUAACAAUCAGUCAUGAUGGUGAGUAUGUCUUUGCAACAGUCAUCCGUGAACAAGUGUCUAUCUGA
This is a messenger RNA of Magnusiomyces paraingens, 465 nucleotides long. RefSeq lists its product as uncharacterized. Gene Ontology annotation, molecular function: holo-[acyl-carrier-protein] synthase activity; magnesium ion binding. The transcript has a single exon. The coding region runs from base 1 to 465 and encodes 154 amino acids. Lineage: Eukaryota; Fungi; Ascomycota; Dipodascomycetes; Dipodascales; Dipodascaceae. The record is from RefSeq and is a predicted model, not a curated record.